Notolabrus celidotus (New Zealand spotty) is the source of this 4879-nucleotide messenger RNA. RefSeq names its product cysteine-serine-rich nuclear protein 2 (gene csrnp2). The record is from RefSeq and is a predicted model, not a curated record. The transcript is spliced from 6 exons. Gene Ontology annotation, molecular function: sequence-specific DNA binding; DNA-binding transcription factor activity, RNA polymerase II-specific. NCBI's taxonomy places the organism in Eukaryota, Metazoa, Chordata, Actinopteri, Labriformes, Labridae. Gene Ontology annotation, cellular component: nucleus. Gene Ontology annotation, biological process: regulation of transcription by RNA polymerase II. Bases 183 to 1847 code for a protein of 554 amino acids.
CGGGGCCGGGGCGAAACCGGGCGACACGGGGGAGGAAAGGCGUUUUUUCUCGUUUUUCUUUGGCACCAGAUCAUCUCAAAGGGCGUUGAAAGAUUGAUGUGCAGCUCACAUUGGAAAAGAGGAACGACCUACGAGCUGCUUGGAAUAAGGGUCCCUGUUUCUGCCCCAGAAAGCAAGUUUCCAUGGAGGCAAGUUCGUCCCUCAGCCUCAAACGCAGAUAUGAAGAGGUGGUCAACAGCUCUCCAUUCUCUACACCUAAAGACUCUGACGAUGACAUCUCCAGCAGUGACAGCGCCGACAGCUGCGACAGCAUCAACCCCCCCUCCAGCACCACAUUUAACCCCACCUCCAUCCUCAGGCAGCACAAGCCCUCGCUGGGUGGAAAACGGGUGCGUUUCGAUGUGGUGACGGUGUACUACUUCCCCCGUCGCCAGGGGUUCACCAGCGUGCCCAGCCAAGGGGGAAGCUCCCUGGGAAUGGCUCGUCACCACUCCUCCAUCAAACACUACACGCUGGGAGAAUUCGCCCGGGAACAAGAGACGAGCCACCGACACACAUUACGCCAACACCUGCGCCAAGAGAAGCUCAACGCACGCAAGAUGAAGCUGACAAGGAACGGCACAGUAGAGUGCGCUCAGGCAGACCUGCUGACUCUGGAUGACGUCUCAGACGAGGACCUAGAUGUGGACGGCGUGGAGGUGGAUGAUUGUUUCUUCCUCCAGCCGCUGCCCACGAAGCGCCGCCGGGCCCUCCUGCGAGCGUCUGGCAUCGCCCGCAUAGACGCCAGAGAGAAAGCUGAGCUCAGAGCGAUCCGAGUGUCGAGGGAGGAAUGUGGCUGCGACUGCCGCUUGUACUGCGACCCUCGCCACUGCGGCUGCAGCCAGGCUGGUAUCAAGUGCCAGGUGGAUCGGAUGAGUUUCCCAUGUGGAUGCUCUCGGGAGGGCUGCGGUAACGGAGCGGGCCGCAUCGAGUUCAACCCUCUCCGUGUCAGAACUCACUACUUGCACACCAUCAUGAAGCUAGACCUGGAGAAGAGGAGGAUGCUUAUACAAGGGACCGGGGAGCAGUAUGCAGAUUCUGACCUGUUUUCUUCUCCCUCCUCCACCUGCUCCACCUCCCCGGACCUCUCCUCCGUCACCGGCCUGGACUCUGAGUUGGAGGAGAGCGAGGUGCACGCUGAGGUGGAGGUUCAGGAUCUCCUUGCAGAGCAGGACAUCCUGGAGCGGGAGAACGAGACGGCUGUGUUGCAUCUUCAGAGCGCCGAGGAGCAGGAGAGGAGGGAAAGGGAGGAGGCAGAAGGGGAAGCAGUGCAGGAGCUAGACGGAGGCCUUGCAGAGCAGCCUCUCUGCCUGCUGCCUACUGCCUUAGAGGGAGAGCAGGCUGAGGUACCAGGUGUGGAGCAGGUUCUUCUGCAGGGUCCGUUCCCUACAGGGGCCACAGUGCUGUGCAUUACUGACAACCAAGAGGAAAGCCCCUCAGACCUCCUCAAAGACUCCUCCUCUCUGCUCUACUAUCAGCUCAGUCCCAUUGAGCCUGGAGCGUUCGACAGUCUGCAGAGAGAGGAGGACGCUGAACAGGAGGAGUGCUUUGUGAGAGAACAAGAGCCAGGAGAAGGGGAGAGUGAGGACAGGAAACAAGGAAGAGUAGAGGUGGAGGGGGGUGGAAAUUCUGAGAUCAUCUCCAGGCAGAGUUUGGAGAAAUCUUUGACCAAUGAGAUUCUGUGCUCAGAGCAACAUGUGGAUCUACAGGAGAGACCCUCGAGUCCCCUACAGAGUCUCUCUGAAGACGUGUGCCAACGAGGCUCCUGCAUGGAGGGAGGAGUAGCUCCACCUCCUCCUGAAGUUUAGUUCUCACUUCUCUGCAGAUAUUUUGCACAACAGCUUCAUCCAAGAUGAAAAAAAAGAAACAUUUCCAUUUAACACUGCUAUCAUGAAGAAUGAUCACAGGUUGCAAUCUGGAGUAAUGACUGUAAAUGGAUUAUGAGUAUAAGAUUACAGGAGGACAGGGGGAAGAUGAAAGCACAUACAGAUCACUCCCCUGUAGUAAUAAGGAUGCAGUUACAAGGAAACAUUGUGUGUAGUUGUGUCGGGGUUGAUAAAUGCGGCCUUAAUGGAAAAACAUUCAAACACUUGUGUGUAGGUUGUCGAUGAGAAAGUGCAACAAGUAGUGUUCUGUUAUUUUCCAAACUGAAAACAGGAUUUGUGAACGCUGACAUAAGCCUUUAUGUUUGGUGAGUUAUGGAUCCAUCAACACUAAACACAAAUUGUUUUGCAGUUGGUUGGAAGUCUGUUUAGAAACUUCACAGGCUCACUUUCCAUUACAGCAAACUUGUGCUGUAGAAAAGCCAAAUGAAGGCCUCUGAUAGAAUCCUCCGCUGAACAUAGACCUAAUAAUCCUGGAAAUACUUGUUUUUGUGUACUGUAAAUGCAUUUGAGCAAGACAGAGCUGAGAUUGCUGCUUUUGUGUGCACAAUGUGAGUGGACUGACCUCGCACUGUAUAGAAGAAGUGGAUGUGACUCAUCUUUUAGAAUAUCUCUUUUUGAAGCUUUGAAUCUGGUGUAAUGGCCACCGCCAUCUUUUUUUUUUUUGGAGGAGCCAGAUGUGACCAAAUGUGACUGACAGGUUAGAUAGUGUCGACACUCAAAAGCUCAAAUUUUAAUGAGUUUAUUUGCAGAAAAUAUCUCAUUAACUUAACAUUGGGUACAUUGACCUAAAAAGCUAGGAUUGAAAUCUUAUUACAAGUGGUCAUAUGCCAGAAAUAUGGUCUGAGUAAUGAGUACAAAUAUCUAUCAAAGCAGCAAAGAACCUUUUCCUGAUACAUUUCUUGAAAUAAGAUGUGAUACUGAAAUAUUUUCUUGCAUCAUGUGCAGAUAUUUGUCCUCAAAACAAAAAAUCUGACCUUGUUUUUGUGUCAUAAUAUCUAGAAAUAAGAUGUAUUCCAGGACUUGUUAUCAAUGUGACUUCAAUGAAGCAUAAUGAGAUAUUUUGACAACUAAUUAGACAAGUAAACUCGCUAAAAUUUGGAUUUUUGUAGUGUCAAAAGGCUUUUUUAAAGAGAACUAUCAUUGUCACGAUAAUUUCAUGCCUUGUUGAAGAAAACUUGAAGAGAACAUAAGAUAAUGUGCUGAGAAGUGGGAUCAUCUCCGGAACACUAACAUAUUUACAUCCAGUGAAGUCGCCCCCUGGUGGCCAGUAUUCAUAAUCUGGACAUCAUGCAGUAUUAAAGACUUAAAACUAGCAAUUUAGACCAUAAACUAAUUCAGAUUUCUACUAAGGUGAUAAAUCAGCUGAUGAAUAGGCUCCUUUUCUCCUUUGUUUUCAUACAACCUGACUUCUUUUUGCAGUCGCCCCCUGCUGGUCAUUAUAAAGAAUGCAGGUUCAAGGCGCUUUCACAUCGUUUACUACAUCCUCUUCUUUUAUACAGCCUGCAGGACUGAGGACAGCCAGUGUUGAUGCUCUGCUGUUUUUACAUUAAACCAACACUAGUCAGCAGACUCGCUCUGGCCUCAGUUGUCUCUGUUGCUCACCUUGGACUGCUCGUGCAAAUGCGAUUGAUUUGUCAAAAAAACCCUAGUUUACUUGUAGUUACAAUGCCUAUGAUAUUAUGAAUAUUACUUUGUGUCUUUUGUGGAUUAGAUGCUGUCGGUUUGAAGUCCUCGCAGUUUUUUUAAAUAUUAGAGUGAAAGGAAAUGUUCUUUCUUCAAUACUGCUGCACUGUAACACCAUGUAGUUAGUCAUGUCAUGAUGUGAAACGUCAGAAACAUCUUUGAUGAAAGGAAGAGAUGAGUCAAAUCUCAUAGAAAGAAAAUAACACUUAAAAGUCGUGAUGGGAUGGUACUAAUUUAUGAGCAGAUUGACCUGAAUUUGUAUAUUUUGUGUUCACUCUGUACGGUAUGGGUGUGUGUGUGUGUGAGUGCGUGCAUACUUUACAUUAGUGCGUCCGUGUAAGAGAAACAGUUCCCUGUAUGUACUGUAAAAUGAAAAGGUGUGUUUUAGUGAGGAUACAUAUUUUAUUCCUGAAAGGUGCUGAUGUUACAGAUUUACACUUCAUUGUUUUUUUCUCUCUCCCUGCCAUCAUGAGAAAUAUGAUUUCAUGGAGAUGUUUCUUGAUGACUGAAAGUAAGAAGUUAAAGUGUUGGAGAUUCUCUUGUAGGAAUGCAAUAGCUACUGCACUGCAAAUCAUUAACUUGGCGAUUCUUGAAAAAGUUGUGCUUUUUGUUCAUUGAAAUGCAAUCCUUUUACAUGUUUGGUCUUUUUAAAAGUCUUUAUGUUGGAAUGAUUGAUACUGAUCUGUGUUCUUACACCAGAACACUCCUUUGUUUUGUUGCCUAGAAUACAUUUGUUGCUUUUGGUAACACAGGAUGUUCUGUAGUGUGAGACGUCUGAUGUGUUUCUUUGCCUUUUUUUUCUUUGUUUAAAAUCGUCUUAAUAUAAUUCUGCUUAAGAGUUGCACCAAAGCAGUGGUUUCAGACCUAAUUAAAUGAUGCUUUCAUCCAUCAGAUGUGAACAAAGCAGUCUCCUGUAGUUAUUGUGAGGCUGUAGAUUUAUUGUGGUCAUGUGAUUCGCCCUUUUCAUAGAGCCAUCUUUGAAGUGAUGAUGAUUACAAGCUGCCUAUUGUUGAGCUUUUUGUCCUUGGCUUUCUUCUAAUAGACUUUUAGGUUUGGGACCACUGCAUCGAAUCGACUCCAUGCCACACUAUGUGAUUGUGUGUAUUUGUGUGAAUGGGCAUUGUGUGAGUGUGGGUGUGACAAAGACUGAUACGUUUAGACUUCAUCUAAAAGCUGUGAGAAGUACUCUCAUGCUAACUGUUGCCUAAAGUGGACAAAAAAGGAUUUUAUACAAAAAAUAAAAACAAUAAACACUCAUUUUAAAGAAGGAA